UGAAUUUUUAGUGGGAUGGCCGUAAAGCAGUUCUCUGUGUUAUACCACGUGGGUGUCGAUUCGCUGCCCUUGAAGAGAGGUUCAAAGAUGUCUGUUUCUAAAAACACAGGGGGUAAGGGAUUGGAUCUUCUCCGAAAUUUACCCAGGAUAUCACUUGCAAACCUCAGACCCAACCCAGGAGCCAAGAAGGCCGAAAAAAGACGGGGUCGCGGUGCUCAUGGAGGAAGUAGAAGUGGCCGAGGCCACAAAGGACAGCGACAGAGAGGAAAUCGCCCUCGACUUGGAUUUGAAGGGGGCCAAACACCGUUUUACCUUGUAAUUCCAAAAUAUGGCUACAAUGAGGGCCACAGCCGCAGACCUCAGUACCAGCCCUUAAGCCUGAACAGGCUUCAGUACCUAAUAGAUCUGGGCAGAAUAGACCCCACUCAACCUAUUGACCUAACCCAGCUCGUCAAUGGCAGAGGGGUCACAGUGCAGCCACUGAAGAGGGACUAUGGUGUACAGCUAGUGGAGGAGGGUGCUGAUACUUUCUCUGCUAAAGUUAACAUUGAAGUUCAGAUGGCUUCAGAGUGUGCAAUAGCUGCAAUAGAGAAGAAUGGUGGAGUUAUUACAACAGGUUUCUAUGAUCCAAGAAGUUUAUCUAUCCUGUGUAAGCCUGUACCUUUCUUCAUAAGGGGACAGCCCAUUCCAAAACGGAUGCUUCCAGGAGAAGAUUUGGUUCCAUACUACACAGAUUCUAAAAACCGUGGUUACCUGUGUGACCCAGCAAAGAUCCAACAAGCCAGGCUUGAACUUGCCAGGAAGUAUGGCUAUGUUUUACCAGACAUUACCAGGGAUGAACUGUUCCACAUGUUGACCACGCGCAAAGACCCCCGGCAGAUUUUCUUCGGUCUUGCUCCAGGUUGGGUGGUAAACAUGGCUGAAAAAAAGAUUCUGAAGCCCACUGAUGAAAAGCUAAUCAGUUAUUAUAGUUCUUGAGGAAAUCAUUGGAGGUUUUGUAUGCAAGUGCCCUAAUUAAAAUACACAAAGCUUGCAAAGUC
Molecule: messenger RNA, 1040 nt
Organism: Polyodon spathula (Mississippi paddlefish)
Lineage: Eukaryota; Metazoa; Chordata; Actinopteri; Acipenseriformes; Polyodontidae
Gene: mrpl15
Product: mitochondrial ribosomal protein L15
Exons: 5
Coding region: 16-978 (320 amino acids)
Biological process (GO): translation
Cellular component (GO): mitochondrial large ribosomal subunit
Molecular function (GO): structural constituent of ribosome
Source: RefSeq, a predicted model, not a curated record